This is a messenger RNA of Mycena citricolor, 2977 nucleotides long. The record is from the annotation of a GenBank genome assembly. NCBI's taxonomy places the organism in Eukaryota, Fungi, Basidiomycota, Agaricomycetes, Agaricales, Mycenaceae.
UCUCAAUCGUUCCUUCAGCGUCAAGCAAAAAUGGAUACCGCUCGUUGAAUCUCAUCGCAUAAACCGUCUAAGAGGCCAUUUCUCACUGCUAGAGUCUCCUGGCCGCUGCACGUCAUCAAGAAAGCAAAAGAACCAUGGGCACGACUUCAGUCGAAGCUAGGUCUAUCAUGUUUGAACAAUAUUCACAUCGUCCCACUGGAACACAUGACGGGCCCGAACGUGCGUGAGCUUGGACCUCCGCUGGUAUCUUUGGGAUCGGUCUCGCAUCUUGAAGGUCCUCUUACCUCCCUGAGAAGCGACGCGUGCUCCUUCGAUCCGCAAUAUCAACGAAUCUCUGAGAUGCCCUCAGCUGCAGUCUCAGGGUAUCCCCCACCCUCAGCGAGGUAUAUCUUCUAUUUUAGAACCGUGUUGGAAAUCUGCCACUCAAAGAAGGCACGUCAACGCGAGCCACCUUCGGAUCCUUUGGAGAACAUUCCUGGAUGAACACUUUGCUUUUCUAUAAGAUGUCGACUGUUUCGUACACUGAGCAAGAAGAUGCCCCGGUUUGGCGCACGACUCUUGCUCUGGCUGGCGGUGGCUUCUCGGGCCCAGGCCACCGACUUGACUUCUCUUGUUAAUCUGUUCAUCGGAACGGCCUCGGGCGCCAAUGGCGGCAGUGGCGGCAAUGCAUUUCCAGGCGCUGCCGUCCCACAUGCUAUGGCGAAGGUUGGAAUCGAUGUCAGCACCGCACCACGGCAAGCUGGUUAUGUCCACGAUAACAGUUCAAUCACCGGAAUCUCCUUGAUGCACGACGAAGGAACAGGAGGCAACACGAACGGCGGAUACGGCAUCUUUCCGCUCUUCCCUCUCACAGGAUGCAACUUUACUUCCUGCCCCGUCGGAAUCACUGCACGUGCCGCGCUUCGUAAAGCCGGAACCGAUGCGGCGGUGCCGGGCUAUUUUACCACUACUUUCACCGAUGGAAUCAAGCUGGAGACUACGUCGACCAGACGCUCUGGUCUCAUACGCUUUACUUAUCCUACGACUGGCCCCAAUUCGGUUGUCGUCGAUCUCACCAAUGAUCUCGGGCGAUCUUUUACCGGUGGAGGGCUCAAUCUUAGUGCCACAGGACGCAUUGAACUUGGAGGGAGUUUCCUUCAGCACGCAGAGUUAUGGCCUUUCGGGCUACACCGUGUAUGCCUGCUAUGACUUUGCGGCCCCAAACCAUCCCCAGAAGAUCUCUGCUUACGGAACCUAUCACUCAACCACACUUUCUGCACCUAGCCAACUGACGAUCGUCCGGAACGGCACCUCGCUCAACUUUCCGCCAUCGGGAAAUCUUGUUGUCAGCCCAGAGCAAGCUGGAGCUCUGUUCCAGUUCACAGGUUCUAAAACUGUUCUGGCGCGCUUCGGGGUGUCUUUCCACAAUGCCGCACAGGCUUGCAUCAAUGCGGAAACGGAAAUUCCGGAGUGGGACUGGAACGCGGUCCAGACUGCUUCCGACUCAGCUUGGGAGAACGUGCUCUCGCGCGUGGGCGUGGAUACGACCAAGGAAGACCCGACUGUUGUCGAACUACUCUAUUCUUCGCUCUACCGCGCAUCGCUUGUUCCCGCUAAUCUGACGGACGAGAACCCGUACUGGGUCUCUCCGUAUCCGUUCUACGAUGCGUUUUUCUGUUCCUGGGACACCUUCCGCACAGUCCAUCCCCUUCUGUCGUUACUCUCGCCCGUGGAGUGGUCAGAAAUCAUCAACGCUUAUGUCGAUGGAUGGCGACAUACUGGUUAUAUUCCCGAGUGUCGGGCGAAUACAAUGCCUGGAUACGUCCAAGGCGGCUCCGAUGGCAUGGUUCCGGUUGGUGACUUUGCUGUGAAGUAUGGAGCGCACGCAUCAAAACUCGGAGUGCCUGCCGACGAUCUGUUCCAAGCUCUGCUCGAUACAGCCCAGAACACGCCCUCCGAUUGGUAUACUAUAGGCCGGCAGAACACAGCGUGGAUUCAGUUCGGAUAUAUUCCUACCGACUGGGUCGACCCGACCGGAUCGGUCGGUCUACCCACGCGGGAAGCUUCCCGAGCAUUGGAGUACGCGGUCGGAGACUUUGCAGUGCGCCAGGCCGCAAUCGCUCUGGACAAAGCACGCGGAGAUGUCGUUACGUUCUCCAAUCGGUCCAUGAAUUUCGUCAACAUGUGGAAUCCCAACGUCACCAGCAAUGGCUUCUCUGGCUUCAUGCAGCGGCGGUAUCCUAAUGGUACAUUCGCUUUUAGCCCCCCGGAUGCAUGCAGCCCGGUCGAUCCUGUCGCGCAUUCAUGUGCUCGAGGAACGGACAACAACGUUGGAUUUUACGAAAGUUCCUCUUGGGAAUACAGCUUCUUUGCGCCACAGUCCAUGUCGACCAUGAUCAGACUGAUGGGUGGGGACGACACAUUCAUUGCACGAUUAAAUCUGUAUUUCUCAAAGGGCUACUUCUAUGCGGGAAAUGAGCCUGGCUUUCAGACGCCGUGGCUGUAUCACUACGCGGGCCGCCCAGAUCUGAGUGCGCUGCGGGUCAGACAGGUCGUCUAUGAAGACUUCAGUACUGGCAUCGGCGGCAUUCCUGGCAACGACGACUCGGGUGCCAUGGCUGCUCUGCUGGUAUUCCAUCUGCUCGGACUGUAUCCAGUUCCGGCCUCAAAGCAAUUGCUCAUUGGCUCGCCCCUUCUUUCCGCUUACACGCUGCGGAAUGACUUCUUUGGCACCUCGACGUCAUUCAAAGUGACCGGGUUCGACCCCGCCAGUCUCACCGCAUCGCCUCCUGCGGACGCUGCGGUGUAUGUGAAAAGCAUCACGAUCAACGGCAAGGCGUCCCCGACUCUGUGCUGGAUAAAUUUCGACGAUGUGAUCGGUGGGGGGACGAUCGAGAUCACUGUUUCGUCUGACGCGAGUGCUGCCGCCGCCGCCGGGUGUGGAAAGGGCCCAAAUGCUCUCCCAGACUCGCUGGAAACAGGAGGAUUCGCCGCGUAG